Molecule: messenger RNA, 2071 nt
Organism: Drosophila elegans
Lineage: Eukaryota; Metazoa; Arthropoda; Insecta; Diptera; Drosophilidae
Gene: Mps1
Product: probable serine/threonine-protein kinase mps1
Exons: 4
Coding region: 87-1958 (623 amino acids)
Biological process (GO): protein localization to kinetochore; chromosome segregation; peptidyl-serine phosphorylation
Cellular component (GO): spindle; nucleus; kinetochore
Molecular function (GO): protein serine/threonine/tyrosine kinase activity; ATP binding; protein serine/threonine kinase activity
Source: RefSeq, a predicted model, not a curated record
CUUAAAUUAAAAAACAAAAGUAUUUAAACCUAGCAUUCGGCUAUUGGAUUUAUAAGUUUGUCGUGUAGAAAAAAAGAAAUUGUAAUAUGACCACGCCUGUGCCGCGCCGCACCAAGGACUUGGUGGCACUGGGAUGGGCUUCCGACUCUGAGGACGACUUCAAUACGCCAUACCGACCGCUGCGAUCGCGGUCAGCGGCUGAAGGAGAACAAAAACAGCAGCCGGUGGCGUCUUUCCAAGUCCAGGCGAGGGGCAAGGAGAAUGAGCCACAUCCACAACCUACCUCCUUGGAUAUGCUACCCCGCCGCGUGUCGGAGUUGACCAUGAUGGAUUCUGACAGCGAGGAGGAGGACGUGAAGAGCAAUCACAACCUGAACUGCGCCAUCCUAAACGAUUCCUUCGUGCUAAGUCCCUCCCAAGAGUUAACCAACAGCAACCCCGCCGUUCCUCUCAAGCAAUCCGAUUCGAAUCUGUCGUUCCUGGGAAGGUUUAACAACAUGGGCAUCAAUUGCAACAGUCAGGGUUCUCCGUCUGCGAAGUCCGAGAAGCAGGUGGCUAAGAAGCCAGUGCCCACCAUUCAAGCUCUGUCCGAAAGGCGUCCACUCCAGGCCACUGAAACGCCACUGCGCAAUGAGAUCUCCUCCUCAUCGAAACCGAAACAGGAUGCGGACUUUAUCACCCCUCAGGUGCGAACCGUGGGUUCUUCGCUGGCUGGAAAAAGUCGAAGUGUUGUGUCCAACGACUUCCGUGCGCAGAAGGUGCUCUUCCAAACGCCCAUGACCGUGAGUCGUGCUGCUCCCGUUGCCUCUGAUAGCAUAAUCUUCUCGCUCUGCGACACCAUCAGCGAGAGUCCCGACAUUCCAGAGCCCCCAAAGGCAGAUCCUCCGCAAAGUCAUCAUCAGUCCAAAAGGUCUCUGGACAAUGUAUUCCGGGAGUCAGAUAAAGAUAAAGACAAUGUUCAGGUCGUGGAGCCCAAUGAAUUGGUGCCUGUUCCUCCCGUUGCCGUACCUCCUGAUCCGCCUAACACUUCCUCUUCAACCACCUCUAGUAUUCUGAAAAUCAAGAAUCACGAGUACACGAUUUCCAAAAAGCUUGGCAGCGGCGGAUCCAGCUUGGUUUAUUUAGCACGUCGUUCUGACUCGGGAGACGAGUAUGCCCUAAAGGUGGUGGAUCUGCAGGCCGAUCCCCAAGUGGUGCAGGGGUAUCUUAACGAAACCAAGCUCCUGGCUAAACUUCAAGGAAACGUCUGCGUGGUUGCGCUUUACGAUUAUCAACUAGUACGGGAAGAAUCCAAGCUGUACAUGGUAAUGGAGAAGGGCGAUUGCGACCUGAACAAGAUCCUGCAGAGCUACACCACCAACCUGCCCCUUUACAGCCUGAUGAACAUCCUGUACCAGAUGCUGCAGGCGGUCAACUACAUCCACCAGCACGGUGUCAUCCACUCGGACCUCAAGCCGGCCAACUUUCUAAUGGUCAGCGGGAGACUGAAGCUGAUCGAUUUUGGCAUCGCCAGCAAUAUAUCUGUGGACUCGACGAGCAUCAUCAAGUUUUCGCAGGCGGGUACUUUCAACUACAUCAGUCCGGAGGCCUUGACGGACACCUCCACGGGCAACAGUCCGAUGCGCGGAGCCAACCAGCCCAAGAUCAAGAUUUCGACCAAGUCGGAUGUGUGGUCGCUGGGCUGCAUCCUGUACCUGCUGCUCUACCAAAAGACGCCCUUUGGCCACAUACGGAACAUCUAUGCCAAGAUGAGUGCAAUCGCCACUCCGGGCACCAGCAUCGAAUAUCCUCCCAUUCCUCCCUACUAUCCCGUCAUGCUGGUUCAUAUGGCCAAGAACUGUCUUCAGUUGAAUCCCAAGAAGCGGCCGUCGUGCACUGAACUACUACAGUAUCCAUUUCACAUGGUCAUUCCGCUGCAGAAUCUGCAAAUUCCCAGCAGAGCCGCCACCAGUAAUUAAGCAUCAAAGCUCAACUAUUUAUUAGUCAAAUGUCAAAGGUCAAAUGUCUUUCUCAUAUGUGUGUGUAUAUAUUUAAUUCUCAUUUAUCGUAAAUUAAACAUCAUAAAUCCUUA